AUGAAGAAGCUUCGAGCGGAGGCGGUGGUGGAGGAAGAGAGAGGCUUGGUUUGGAUGGAUUCAGUUAGACAGAUGGAGAUGCGGGAGCGGUACCUACCUGGGCUUUACCACCCCAGUAUGCAAAUGGACCAUGACACUCAUUGGCAGGCCCUCCCACCACUGGCUUCGGUGACUUUCCCAGACUCAGGGGCAAGGUGCUGUGUGGAAUUGCUGCUGCUGCUGCUGGCUGGGGAGCUACCCCUGGGUGGGGGCUGUCCUCGAGACUGUGUGUGCUACCCCGCACCCAUGACAGUCAGCUGCCAGGCACACAACUUCGCUGUCAUCCCAGAGGGCAUCCCAGAGGACAGCGAGCGCAUUUUCCUGCAGAACAAUCACAUCACUUUCCUCCAGCAGGGCCACUUCAGCCCCGCCAUGGUCACUCUCUGGAUCUACUCCAACAACAUAACUUUCAUUGCUCCCAACACCUUCGAGGGCUUUGUGCACCUGGAGGAACUAGACCUUGGAGACAACAGGCAGCUGCGAACUCUGGCACCUGAGACCUUCCAGGGCCUUGUGAAACUUCAUGCCCUCUACCUCUAUAAGUGUGGGCUGAGCGCCCUGCCCGCAGGCAUCUUCGGUGGCCUGCACAGCCUGCAGUACCUCUACUUGCAGGACAACCACAUUGAGUACCUCCAAGAUGACAUCUUUGUGGACCUGGUCAACCUCAGUCACUUGUUUCUCCACGGCAACAAGCUUUGGAGCCUGGGCCAAGGCAUUUUCCGUGGCCUGGUGAACCUAGACCGGUUGUUGCUGCAUGAGAACCAGCUACAGUGGGUCCAUCAUAAGGCUUUCCAUGACCUCCACAGGCUGACCACCCUCUUCCUCUUCAACAACAGCCUCACUGAGCUGCAGGGUGACUGUCUGGCCCCUCUGGUGGCCUUGGAGUUCCUUCGCCUCAAUGGUAAUGCCUGGGACUGUGGCUGCCGGGCACGUUCCCUGUGGGAAUGGCUGCGGAGGUUCCGAGGCUCCAGCUCCGCAGUUCCCUGUGCCACCCCUGAGCUGCGGCAAGGCCAGGAUCUGAAGCUGCUGAGGGCCGAGGACUUCCGGAACUGCACAGGACCAGCAUCUCCACACCAGAUCAAGUCACACACGCUUACCACCUCUGACAGGGCUGCCCGCAAGGAGCACCAUCCAUCCCAUGGCUCCUCCAGGGACAAAGGCCACCCACAUGGCCAUCUGCCUGGCUCCAGGUCAGGUUACAAGAAGCCAGGCAAGAACUGCACCAGCCACAGGAACAGAAACCAGAUCUCUAAGGUGAGCACUGGGAAGCAGAUUCCUGAACUGCAGGACUAUGCCCCUGACUACCAGCACAAGUUCAGCUUUGACAUCAUGCCCACCGUGCGACCCAAGAGGAAGGGCAAGUGUGCCCGCAGGACCCCCAUCCGUGCCCCCAGUGGGGUGCAGCAGGCCUCCUCGGGCACUUCCCUGGGGGCCUCGCUCCUGGCCUGGAUACUGGGGCUGGCGAUCACUCUCCGCUGAGGACCAGGGCAACAUUACCCAGCACUGCCACAAGUCCAGCAAGGAACAGAAUCUUUUCUCCUUUUUUUUUCCUAAGUGGAAGAUCUGCUGGGUUUCAGAAAAAGGCUGCUAAAGCCUUCAGCCACAGUCUGGAUCCUUCCUGGUGGAUUAUAAGCCCAAAGUGUACAGCUCUAGACAGGAGGGGUAGCACAUCUCGCCUGGUUGUCCUGGCCCAACACCUACGGACAGCAUCCACUCCAGCACAGUGGUCAAAGGCACACGAAGUGAAUCAUUAGUAGUGACAGACAGGACAUGUGCCCUUUGCAGAAGCUGGGCUCUGUGGCAUCCUGAUCAUCUGGAAAGAAGGGCCGAAGGAGCAGGACUCAGGACAAGGCUUACCCAGAGCCAGCUGGGGCAGCCAGCAGUCUCAGAGCACUCUUAGCUCUUGUCUGAAGCUACUUAGUCAACCUGCCCAGUCCAACCCUAUGCCACCCUCUGUCCCUGCCUGUGGGGUAAUGCCUCUCAUUCCUGAUGUCUCAGGCAGUCCUGGCAGACCUGCUGGGGUCCAAGAACCAAUCACCAAAGGAAAGAUCGCCAGAGGAUGGCAUUUAGAACUUUACUGGCAAUGACAGUCACAUAGAAGGUGCAGUUUUAUACCUGUGUCCACUUAUGUAUAUUCUCACUCCCUACCCACACAACCCACCCAAUAUAAAUAUAUAAAUAUAUAUAAAUAUAUAAAUGCACAGCUCCCCCCCACUCCUUACCAAACUGUAUGUCUUAUCAUGUUUAUAAACUAUACGGGAACCUAUAUUUGCUCAACUACAGAAUGUAUUGGUAAUUUCUAGCAAGAAAAGAAGCUGUGGCGUUUUUGUUCAGAAUCCCAACUGGCAAAGGUGCUUACUGGGGCAAAGGUGUCAGUGGGAAGAGUUGAGGAGGAAGAGAAACAGUGAGAAUCACUUCAGGGGACCAACAUUCUUAGAUACUUAGAACAUCACCUUGUUUUUAUAUGCAACACAUGCCUGUCUGGCACCCUGGAGCACCCCACUACCGCUAUUGUAGAAGCUGCAGGCGUUGGUUGUGGUGAGAAGUGGGAAGUAGCUUGUCAGAUGUCAGGGUGCUGGAGGCAAGCUAGGUGGAGCAGGGGAAGGGGCUUUGGGUUUUUUUAAGCCAGAAGACAAGGCAGCAUCCGCAGUGUUAGUCCAGUGGGUUGGAGGAGAGUGUCCUUCUAGCGUUUUGCCAGUGAUGGUCUAUGCAGGCCAGGGAGGCUCUGAGCUCUGACUCAUGGGAGGCUUAGCUCCAGUUUUGACCUGCUGAGGGCCAUGAAUAGUUUGGCAGUGGAAAAGAAUCUAGUGGCCUUAGCAGAUGAGGGCAUUUCAGUAACCAUCUCAGGCACUCUAAAUUCCAGAGAUCCUGUUCCUCCUGAUCAUUCUGGAUAUACCCCAGGACAGGCAGAGGUCAGAGGGCCAGACUCAGGGGUCAGAGCCCAAACAUGCAGCAUGCAAGGAACACAACAGGCAAGCUCAGUCAGGGAAUAGGGGCUGUUGGCUCGAAGGUCUCCAGCAAGCACAAUCUCUUGUGCUUUGCACAAAUAUGAAUCUGAAUCCUUUACCAGAGGGUGUGUGAGGAAUAAGAAAUGCUGAAUCCAAUUAAGAGAGAAAAAUAAUAAAAAAAAAUUCUCUUGGAAAAGAA
This is a messenger RNA of Cricetulus griseus (Chinese hamster), 3186 nucleotides long. NCBI's taxonomy places the organism in Eukaryota, Metazoa, Chordata, Mammalia, Rodentia, Cricetidae. The record is from RefSeq and is a predicted model, not a curated record.